UGCACCUAUGAACCGGAAGAAUGUAGAGAGAAACAGGAAGCGGAACACAAACUUCUUAAGUCAGCCCAGUGUGGCAAUCCCACUGGAGAAUCACUAACGUGCUACUACAACCCAAAAGACCCUGAUGAAAUCGUCCACCAGAAGGCUUCGACAGGAAGUUACAACAGACUGGUACUACAAAACAUGGCGUGGGCCACUGGCAUUGUGGUACUAGGUCUUGCUGUUGUCAUAGCAGCAGGAUGUUUUAUUUCCUCCUACCACCGUCGAUACAGUUACCAUCGAAUUGAUGACAACUCGAUUCUUUGA
Molecule: messenger RNA, 306 nt
Organism: Porites evermanni
Lineage: Eukaryota; Metazoa; Cnidaria; Anthozoa; Scleractinia; Poritidae
Source: the annotation of a GenBank genome assembly